Molecule: messenger RNA, 1133 nt
Organism: Brienomyrus brachyistius
Lineage: Eukaryota; Metazoa; Chordata; Actinopteri; Osteoglossiformes; Mormyridae
Gene: exosc4
Product: exosome component 4
Exons: 3
Coding region: 35-772 (245 amino acids)
Biological process (GO): U4 snRNA 3'-end processing; poly(A)-dependent snoRNA 3'-end processing; rRNA catabolic process
Cellular component (GO): nuclear exosome (RNase complex); nucleolus; cytoplasmic exosome (RNase complex)
Source: RefSeq, a predicted model, not a curated record
UGGGUAAUAUCGAGCGCGCACGUGUGACAACACUAUGGCGGGUCUAGAGUUGCUGUCGGAUCAGGGAUACCGCUUAGAUGGUAGAAAACCAUCCGAACUGCGGAAGGUGCAGGCUCGUAUGGGAGUUUUUACCCAAGCCGACGGGUCAGCGUACAUUGAACAAGGAAAUACCAAGGCGUUAGCGGUGGUGUACGGCCCCCAUGAGGUGCGUGGCUCCCGCAGCAAGGUGCUCCAUGACCGGGCUGUUAUUAACUGCCAGUACAGCAUGGCCACCUUCAGCACGGCGGAGAGGAAGCGCCGGCCGCACGGGGACCGCAAGUCCAGCGAGAUGAGCCUCCACCUCAAGCAGACCUUCGAGGCGGCCGUGCUGACUCGCCUCUAUCCGCGCUCACAGAUCGACAUCUUCGUCAAGAUCCUGCAGUCGGAUGGUGGAAACUACAGCGCGUGUGUGAACGCAGCCACCCUGGCGGUGAUCGACGCUGGCAUCCCGAUGCGUGACUACGUGUGCGCCUGCAGCGCUGGCUUCAUGGAGAACACGGCAGUCGCGGACCUCUGCCAUGCAGAGGAGAGCGGUGGGGGCACGGUCAUGUCGUUGGCGCUGCUGCCACGAGGCGGGCAGAUCGCCCUGGUGCAAAUGGACGCCCGACUGCACCAGGACCACCUGGAUACUCUGAUGGAGGCCGCCAUGACUGCCUGCCGCAGCUUGGGCCAAGUGCUGGAUGGGGUUGUUCGACAGCACCUGCAGGAGCUGUCUGUCCUGACGGGGGAGUGAGCAGUGCAGGGUUCAUAGUAUCAGAUCCUGUGGAACUGAAAAAGGAUGGUUGAAUUUGAUUGUGAUGGAAAGAAUUGAUUGAUGUAUAAAGAAAACUAUUUAACAGCUCUUUAUAUGUGGUACCCACAGAGGAGGGCAUUUCUACUUGUCUAGCUAUAGACUUCCUGUGUGAGGACCCCUGCUGGUGUUCAGCAUGCUGCCUGAUCACAAAGACCCACGUACAUUUCUAUCAGCUUUAUUUUAUUUAGCACCAGUACCAAAACUGCAGUCACAGUCUUUAUCCAUGUACCUUAAGACUAAAUUCGGGAGUCAAAAAUAUACAUUAUAGGUUGCUUUAUAUAAAACAGAUUUUGUGAAACUG